GUUGUGUCUGUAAUUGCAUAUAUAACUGAAAUUAAAUAUCCAUGCUUUUACUAAUAUGAUUUCUUUUCGCCAGGUGCUAUAGGGAAGGGACAGGAGCAAACACCUAGAUCUUUGUGCUCCUCUUUAGAUGUUUCUGAAAAUGAGGUGGAAUCUCUCCACAAGAGUGCUAUUGAUGCUAAUCAAAGUAUGCAAACUCCUAAAACCACAAGUUCAAAUUCUGCCAUGUCUUCUAGUCAAGGAAUGCAAACAAUGGAUAAAAAAACCCUUGAUUCUUGAGAAAGAGCAUAUGCAAACCAAUAUUUCAUUGCCACCAUCUACUGAUCAAGUUAUGCAACACUCCCAAUCAGUUGAAACAUGUUCAUCUAAUCCUAGAAAGGUAAAAAGAGUUCGGGGUAGGAACAAGUGUAAAGAAGUUGCAUCACUUGAAGUUGGACAAAAGCUGAAAGUAACUUUUUACAAUAAUCGAACUGUUGGAACAAAUAGCAACCUGUUUUCGAGGCACUUGGGAAGAAUAAUUCGUGAUCGUAAUAUGUGUCCGUUGGGAGUUCCAUCGUGGAAUGAUAUUAAGCAAGAAAAAUUGAAUCACAUGUGGGCAGCUGUUGAGGUAACAAAUGUAGUACAAAGUAUGAUUGUGCUUCUGGACCUGUUCUUGUACAUUUCGGCUAAAUCCAUUUUGUGA
Lycium ferocissimum is the source of this 679-nucleotide messenger RNA. RefSeq lists its product as uncharacterized. The record is from RefSeq and is a predicted model, not a curated record. The transcript is spliced from 2 exons. Lineage: Eukaryota; Viridiplantae; Streptophyta; Magnoliopsida; Solanales; Solanaceae. Bases 128 to 679 code for a protein of 183 amino acids.